AGUGUUGAUAGAGAAUAUGUGUUUCAUUUACCCGACACAUUCCCAGAGACUCAAAGUAUCUUGAGGUACGUUAUUCCGCUCGUCAUCCUGCCCCUCCCCCACCUCCUCUGGUCUCUCGUACAGCUGUGUGUUUGGUACCAAUACAACAAGGUUAGGACACACAGUCAGUGUAUGUACAUGUACAUGUUGGUCCUUUUAUGUUUUGGAAAAUUUUAGUAACUUUAAAAAUUUGUAAAAAAAAUCCAAUUAAAAUGCAUGAAAUUGAAGAGUAGAAAGAAAAAGAGAGGAGGAGGAGGAGCUGAAGAUUUGAACUUAUUGAAUGCUGAACUUAAAGCAGAUAAAGCUAAGCUUGAGCAUAAAGUGAUUGAGUUGAUGGCAGAAAGACAAUUAUUAGAAGAUUCUAUUUCUAUUCCAAAAGAUGCUAUGAUAAGAAGAUUAGAAAGACAGCUACAGGAGAAAGAGAAUGAAAUAAAAAUAUUAAAAGAGCAAAAAUCAACUUAUACUAAACAACUUGAAACUAACAAGGAAACAAUUGAAGAAUACAAAACAAAAGUAUCAUUAUUAGUUAGUACACUAUCAGAUAAAGACAUGUUAGUUAAUACGUUACAAUCUUUAUUGGAACCAGACGAGGCCCCAACCCACCAAUCUCUCUCCUACCCUCGUAAAACCAGUCUUGAUACUCUAAAUGAAAGAGGAGGAGGAACAGGCCCCGGGGACAUUACUCCAGUAGGUCCUAUCAGAAAGACAGUUCCCCAGUCUGUAUCAUACAAGAAGCAGGAGGAGAAGGAGGAGUCAUCACUACCAACUUAUGAUCAACACAUGCUGGGAGUAAUAGGACAUAUGUAAUAGUAGAAACAAGAUAGGACAGGCAUUUAAUUUUUGUGUACCAUUUAAGAACAUUCUAGAUUAUUCUUUUUCAUUUACUGGACUAUUCCUUUUGUUGUUUGGACUAUUCUUUUUGUUUACUGGAACAUUCUGGGCUAGAAUGUUCCAGAUUUGUACCUUGCUAUAAAUAUGUGUGAUUUUUGUAAAUAGUUGGUUCCUUGCUUGGUAAAAACAUAAUAUUAAACCACUUA
Messenger RNA from Amphimedon queenslandica, 1076 nucleotides. RefSeq names its product centrosomal protein of 290 kDa-like. The record is from RefSeq and is a predicted model, not a curated record. The transcript is spliced from 4 exons. The coding region runs from base 256 to 846 and encodes 196 amino acids. Lineage: Eukaryota; Metazoa; Porifera; Demospongiae; Haplosclerida; Niphatidae.